CCUGUCUGUGCGGCGUGACAGUACGACGGUGCAUCCCGGUUAGAAAAGUGUGCGUGAAUUGGGUGCAACGUGGUUCACCUUUUGCAACGCGGGGUGGCCUGAUAUCGUGAUUUCUGCAGAGAGAGAGUUGGAGCGAAAAGUGGUGGGAGAGUGAGAACGCUUGAAACACAUGCUCGAUACACUCAACACCAGUGCGUUAGUUGGGCGAGUGUGGGGUUUCCCAAACUGUUAUACACACUGCUGCAACCGUACGUCGGACAAGUUGAGCCUCGUGACGAAAGUUUGUGUCGCGCCGAAAAUGUGUUAAAAGUGACGGAUUCUGUUCGGUUUUGUGCACUUCCGGUGGCGACGACUGUCCUGCAGCGGAACCAGUUCGAAGUUGGUUCAACUGGAUCCGGAUCGACUAGGGAAAAGUGAAUUUUAUGUAACCCGGGCUGGGAUUAUCGAUUUUCUUCGUCGGGUGCUCCUGCUGCGGCUGCUGCGACAGUAGCAUACAUUCGGGCUGACUUGCUCUUGGCGUGUGAGUGUGUACGGGCGUUGGUGUUGGUGAGCAGCUGAUCAGGGUGUGCUAAGUAGGCGACCUGGAGGUGAAUGUAACAGGCAGCCAACCGCGUUACCAGAGCCUACUACUGCAGCGCCGAGCCUCAAGGAUUCUUGGACUUGGACGGCGACUCAACUAAGGAUUACGCUAAUCUACUGUACUUAAAAGUAAAAUCGCGCGGAAAAAAGUGCAAUAAAUGUGAUAAAUUAACGAAGCGUGGAAUUUCAAGUGAUAAGUCAACGCAAAGGCAGUGUGUGUGUGUGUGUAUCUGUGAAUCUGUAACUGUGCUGCAUGAAUCAAGAGUUUAACAAUUCGCGAGCGUCAGCUGUUUGAGCGAAAGGAAGCAAGAGAAGAAAAAAAAACAGCAAGAGUUGUGAAGAAAGAGCCGUGCGGCAGCAGCAGUCAACAAAGAGAGCUGGAAUCGACAGCAACGCGGCAGCGCAGAAGUUGUCGACGGUGUUCCGUGUGUGUGCUUGCCCGGUGAAUGCAGAUUGACGUUGUGGAUUUUCUACGUUGGAUUAAGAGCAAAGUGCAGCAGAUUGUAACUACCAUGAACAGCAACUCGACCGGAUUGAUUGACGACCUGGACGGAUGUCUGCAGUACGUCGGCGGCACGGGUGGCGCCAUCGCCCUGACCGGGGUGGCCGCCGCCACGGCCCUCUACUACGCCACACGACCUACGCCGGAGAAACCACUAGUGCCUCUAGAUAACCAGUGUCCGAUCGAGGAUGGCCCCGAACAGGUUCACGUGUCCAAGUUCUACAAGGAAGCCAAGGAUGGCAAGUUCGUCAGCUGCCUGCAGGACGACGCCCGCACGCUGUACCAGACGUUCCGGAAGGGCGUGAUAGAGUCCAACAAUGGGCCGUGCCUGGGCUGGCGAGAGAACCUGCACUCGCCGUAUUUGUGGAUGAACUACAACGAGGCCCUGCUGCGCGCCAAAAACUUCGGCUCCGGCCUAGUCGCGCUGGGCCUCCGUCCCGGUCCGAGCACCUUCGUCGGCAUCUACUCCCAGAACCGGCCCGAGUGGAUCCUGUUCGAGCAGGGCUGCUACUGCUACUCGCUGGUGGUGGUUCCACUGUACGACACACUCGGACCGGACGCCUGUGCGUUCAUCAUUAACCAGACGGAGAUUGCGCUGGUCGUGGUGGAGGACGACAAGAAGGUGAAUUUGCUGCUGGACAAGGCCCCGAAGGCGCUGCGCAAGCUGGUGGUCAUGAAGGAUGUGCGACCGGCGACGCUGCAGCGAGCCCGCAAUCAGGGCAUCGAUAUUCACAUGUUUGACGAGGUGGAGAAGAUGGGGGCGGCGCGGGACGUUCCGGAGGUUGAGCCAAAGCCGUCGGAUUUGUGUACGGUUUGUUACACUUCGGGGACGACCGGGAAUCCCAAGGGGGUGAUGCUUUCGCACAUGAACGUGGUUUCUGGGGUGGCCGGAGUGCUGCUUCAGCUGGGUGCUCACAAGCCACGCGUGGGAGAUGUCAUGAUUUCGUUCCUUCCGUUGGCGCACAUGCUGGAGAGGUGCUGCGAAAACGGCGUUUAUUAUAACGGUGGUGCCGUUGGGUUCUACUCGGGUGACAUUAAGGAGCUCACAAACGACAUGAAGGCGCUAAGACCGACGCUGAUGCCGGCGGUUCCGCGGUUACUGAACCGGGUGUACGACAAAAUCUACAGCGAAGUUUCGCGUUCGGGCGUGAAGAAGCUGCUGCUGAGGAUGGCGUUGAACGCGAAGGAGGCGGAAAUUAAGCGCGGAGUCGUCCGGCGGACCAGCAUUUGGGACAAGGUCGUGUUCCGGAAGAUCCAGGAGGGCUUCGGCGGCCGGCUUCGACUCAUGGUCGUCGGUUCGGCGCCGCUUUCGCCCACAGUGCUAACCUUCUGCCGGGCGGCCCUCGGCUGUCUGAUUUGCGAAGGGUACGGCCAAACCGAGUGUACCGCCCCGAUCACACUGACCGUCCAGGGUGACUUUGUGCCCGGCCACGUCGGACCACCGGUCGCGUGCAACGCCAUCAAGCUGGUGGACGUGCCCGAGAUGGAGUACUACGCGUCCCAGCAGCAGGGCGAGAUCUGCGUCAAGGGUAGCAACGUGUUUAUCGGCUACUACAAGGACCCGAUCCGGACGGCGGAGACGAUCGACGAGGACGGCUGGCACCACACCGGCGACAUUGGCCAGUGGCAGCCGAACGGCACGCUCAAGGUGAUCGACCGCAAGAAGCACAUCUUCAAGCUGAGCCAGGGCGAGUACAUCGUGCCGGAGAAGAUCGAGAACGCGUACAUCCGCAGCCAGUACGUGGAGCAGGUGUUUGUGCACGGCGAGAGCUUGAAGAGUUGCGUCGUGGCGAUCGUCGUCCCGGACGUCGAGGUGGUCAAGGGCUGGGCCGUACAGAACCACAUUCCGGGAACGCUGAGCGUGCUGUGCAGCAACCCCGACGUCAAGCAGCUCAUCUUCAACGACAUGAUCGCCCAGGGCAAGGUGGUGGGACUCAAAUCAUUCGAACAGGUCAAAGACAUUUACCUCCACCCGGACCCGUUCUCGGUGCAGAACGGCCUGCUGACGCCCACGUUCAAGAGCCGGCGGCCGCAGAUCAAGAGCUACUUCGCGCCCCAGCUGGACGACAUGUACAAACAUCUGGACUAAACAGAAACGCUCCGUCAGUGAUCAGAGUCUGUCCGCGGUUUUGCCUGCAAGGUUUUUUCGUUUAUUUUCCGUUUGUUUUCCUCGAGUGAAUGUGUGCGUGAAUGUGUGUGUGUGCGCGAAAACACGCGUAGUUUAUCACCUCAAGGCUACGCGGGGAAUAUCUUGAGACGAAGACGGGAGGUUGCUGAUGCUGCUGCGUUCAUUGUGCUUUGUACAGAUAUUAUUAACCCCAGAAUUAAAUGGACUACACAGAUUUUAAGGGAGGCAAACGCAGAUAGGCAGGCAGGAAGGUUAUGAUAAUAUUAUGAAACUAAUGUGCUUAAAAACAGCAGAUUUGCUCCGUCGCGAUCACACUAAAACCAAACUACGCAACACUAGCGACACCAACUUACUUUUUAUUCUUUCUCCAAACGCGUUGGCUAGUGACCAGUUAGGGGCUACCAUUCUUAACUAAUUCAAGUAAAACAAAACCAACUAAACAAAAACACACACACACUCGUUCGUAGAAUUAUUGACAGCGAUACCAAAAUUUACUUAGUUGUUACUUAAUAAAUUAUUACCAAUCAAACGGAUCAAAAACUUAAGAAAAAACCCAAAAGUUGCAAAUCGUAGGAAAAUUAAAUUAUUCUUAACUAAGGAAAAGAAGCAAACCCAAGAAAAAAUGGCAUGGCAAUUGUACAGUAGUAGGAACCAAUAUCGAAUAAAACAAGUGAAAGAAAAAAAAAUCAAAAAAAGGUAAGCUAAUCUUCACACUUGACAACAACACACACACAUACAAAGGUAGACACAAAUCUGCGUCGCGCGUCGCGUAGACAUUUGAGUCAAUUUCAAAUUCUUAUGACGUUACUUACUGAUUAUUGAGAAGAAAUUAAAAACUACUUAAAAGAAGAAGAAGAGGAACGUGUGAGAGUGGAACCUAGAAUGAGCGAAACGAUAGCGGCAAUGUUGCGGUGCAAAUUCCUUUUUUCGUAACUUAAAUUACCCCCUUCAUUUCACGUGUGUGAUUUGAACCAAGUAGCAAACUUUUAUUUUCCAGUUGAUAAGCUCUAGUCAAGUGUUUUUUUUUUGUUUCCUGCUGAGAGCGAACCCCCUUUUUUGUUUCCUCUCCAGUAAGUUAGGCUCGUUUUAUACAACUCACACAACAGUCUAGGUAAUGCGACAAUAUUACGAUUAUUACGAUGAUCAUUAACUGAAUUUUACACAUUAGUAGUGGUUUGAAGUAUCGAAUUUGAAGGAAAAAGAGAGAGAGAAAAGGCAAGAAAAUCUUUAAAAAAGGCAGUUGGAUAGUAUAAUUGAUCAAAUAGAGGCGAACGUUUUUUCCUCCCCCUUGAAAACCAUGAGAAGGCAUUUCCAUUAAAGUGCGCGUUUAACUCUGAAAAACAAACAAAAAAAAAAUCAUCACGAAACCGAUUGAUUUUCAAUUUAACUGACCCAUUUUUACUCAAAAAAAAAAACAGGACGCGACUAGAUAAAAAUCGUUAGAACACAAACACUCUUGAUAAAGCAAAACACUCUCAUCUUAAACAAGAAAAGCAAAAGAAAACGAUUAAAGGGAUAUUAUUAUUAACAAACAAGAAAGAAAAAAAUACUUGAUAGAACGAACAAGCUCUGAGGCAACACAACACCUACAAACAAACACACACUACAAGAAGAAUGGAAAAAAUAAGUAAAACAAAACAAAACAAAAAAAAAUACUUUUUACUGGGCGCCUAUUUAAUCUUAGAAUAAAUGCAAUAUGUAGUUAGUUGAAGAAGAAAAAACAGUGAUGGUCAAAAUUAGA
Culex pipiens pallens (northern house mosquito) is the source of this 4950-nucleotide messenger RNA. Its product is annotated as long-chain-fatty-acid--CoA ligase 6. Bases 1026 to 3170 code for a protein of 714 amino acids. Gene Ontology annotation, biological process: long-chain fatty acid metabolic process. The transcript has 8 exons. Gene Ontology annotation, molecular function: long-chain fatty acid-CoA ligase activity. The record is from RefSeq and is a predicted model, not a curated record. Gene Ontology annotation, cellular component: endoplasmic reticulum; membrane. NCBI's taxonomy places the organism in Eukaryota, Metazoa, Arthropoda, Insecta, Diptera, Culicidae.